CUGACUCAUGUUUGCAAAGGCCGAGUGCUGCUACUCUUUCUUUGUUAGGAUAUGCGUAGUCACACCUCCUUUGGUCGCACAUAGGCGUACCGUUCCGAGCACCACACGUUCCUCGCUUUACCAGCGACACACUCGCGUCGACAUUCUCGAUAAAAAAGCGUAUAUAGACAUUAUAUCAGAGCAGAUGGCUGCCCUGGGAAUAGCCCUGCUGCGCGGUCCCAAAGCAAGAUGGUGCCAGCAAACGACAUCGACAACGGCAAGCGCAGUUCGCCUAGCCUUUCACAGCAACAUCGCAGUGGAAUCCGCUCGAGCGGUUAAUGCAAGCGCCGGCGAUAGCUUGCUCUCCGCUUACCAGAGGCUCCUAGAUGGCGGCGCCCUGCAGCCAGAUGCUAGCCAGGCCUCUGCCGUACGGAUGCUGCAGCUCUUACAGGAUGCCGUACUUCAACGCGAGGAAACCCGCUGUGGCAGCAGCAGCAGUGGCAGCAGCAGAAGCAUCCCCCAGAACACGCCACCACCCCCCUCCUCCGCAGCUGCAAACGCAACCACAGCCGCAGCCUCCCCAGCCACCACCAGCAGCAGCAGCGGUGGGCUAGUCCGCGGAGCCUACUUGUGGGGCUCAGUGGGGUCGGGCAAGACUGCUCUCAUGGACCUCUUCGUCACGACCACCCAGAGACGGUUGCACCAACGGUUACAGCAACAGCAACUCCACAAUCAGGACCAACAGCAGCAGCAGCCAGAUAGCGAGGGCAGCAACCCCAGUAUCAGCACCCCCAGCACCACCCCCAGCACCACCGCUGUUCGCGGCUCCCCCGUGUUGCGAGCUCACUUCCACGAGUUCAUGCAGGGAGUGCACGGGCGGCUGCAUGAGCUGCAGCUGGCGAGGCCGCGGGUGGUGGGACGCAGCAGGCAGGGUCUGCCGGUCUACAGGUACGCGGAGCCCGAGGAGGAUCCGUUGGUGACGGUUGCUCGGGAGUACGGCAGCCGUAUUGCCGUACUGUGCUUGGACGAGCUCCAUGUGACGGAUGUGGCGGACGCAAUGAUCCUCUCCAGGCUGUUUGGUUCCUUGCUAGAGGACCAGGGUACCACAGUGGUCUUCACCUCCAACAGAGCACCCCUCGAACUCUACAAAGGAGGACUCAGCCGCAAAUACUUCGAACCCUUCGUACGGCUAGUGGACGAGCAAAUGGUGGUUGCUCACGUGUCUGCGGGCGUUGACUUCCGCCGCCGUACCAACAGCGGUAGCAGCCUUGACAGCUGUACGACAAGGGCUGGGGCAGCUGCUGCUGCUGCUACAGCCGAGCAGCAGCAGCAAAGUACUGCUCUAGAGGCCUCUGGAGGCUGUAGCGCAGCAGCCGGGAGGAGCAGCAGCAGCAGCGGAGAGGAGGGAGAGAAGCCCGCGGCGGCAAUUAUGGGCGGCGGUGGCUGGUUUGUGGGACUGGAUGCGGAGCAAAGGCUACGUGGCAUCUGGCAGCAACGAGUGGGAACAGUGGCAGCGGAAACUGGGGUAGCGGCAGCAGUGGGUGGUCAGGGAGGAGGAGUAGCUGUUGACUCCGCCGUACCUCCUCCUCCUGCUGCUGCUGCUGCCGUACCAUCGCCAGGGGGAAGCGCGGUUGAGGUGCCUCUAGCGUACGGCAGACGGCUAAAAGUGCCGUACACAGCGGGUGACGCAGCGUUCUUCACAUUCGAGCAGCUGUGCGGACCCAUGGGUCUGCGUGCCGGCAUGGAUGACGGCGGCGCACUGGGGGCGCCCGACUUCCUGGCGCUGUGCCGCCGCUUCAGGGAUGUCUUCCUGGUUGGUGUGCCGCAGCUGGGGCCAGCUCAGCGGGAUGAGGCGCGCAGGCUGGUGACGCUGCUGGACGUGGCGUACGACAACAGCUGUCGGCUGCAUGUGGCGGCAGCGGUGGCCUCGGACGACAUCUUCGCUCCGCUGCUGCAGGAGGCGAGGCGGCAGGGCAUCAACCCCCGUCUGGGUCUGCCCAAGUCCGCUGCCGCCGCCACCCCAGCCGCAACCACCACCACCUCAAAGCAGCAGGCGGGUGCAGCAGGAGUGGCUGCUGCGGGCACGGUCCCCUCCUCCUCCCCUUCCUCCUUUCCCCCUUCUUCCUCCUCCCGCUCCUCCGCUGCUGCCCAGCUGGGAGAUCUGUCCGUCCCCCGGGCGGUGCUCGCGGAGGAGGUGCUGAUGUACCACCGGGCGGCAUCCAGGCUGGCGGAGAUGUGCCCCAUGGCUCAGUGAGGGCGGGGAAGGGGUGCUGGGGCUAGUCCCUGAUAUGCCAUGAGGAAGGGUGGUGGCAAAGGUGCUCUAGUGUUGUCGUAAGGGGUCAAUCGUUGCAGGAUAUGCAUGCCACCUAAGAAGCACUGAGAUUGGUUUGAGUGUAGUGUGCAUGGUUAGUGUGCAGGACCUUGUGUUUACACAUGGGGGCAGCGUUUUGGGGUAGUGAGGGAGGAUGAAGGGAAGAGGUGAGUGAUGGCUCUUUUAAGUUAGAUUGAGAGCAGCAGGGUGCUGUUUAUUGGAUGGAACUGUCUGGUCAAUUCAGGAAGCAAGGGCUGUACGUGUGUGGAGGCAAGGGGCUCUGCUGCUGCCAUGUGGCGUCAAGGCAAAGUGAUUGGGGGGACGAACUUGUCACAAGGAAGUGCGUAUAUGUCGUGCAUUGCCA
Messenger RNA from Astrephomene gubernaculifera, 2654 nucleotides. NCBI's taxonomy places the organism in Eukaryota, Viridiplantae, Chlorophyta, Chlorophyceae, Chlamydomonadales, Astrephomenaceae. The record is from the annotation of a GenBank genome assembly.